UGGAGGAAACUUUCGGUAGUCGUCGCGCAAACAUUCAGCUCUGCCAUCAUGUCAGUCACGGGUAUCAAGCUUGGCAACAAGAUCAUCGAAGGCAAAACGAAAGCCGUCUACUUGAUCGCUGAUGAGCCGGAAAACUGCCUGCUCAUCUCAAAGGACAAAAUCACAGCCGGCGAUGGAGCUCGAGCGAACGACUUGGUCGGGAAGGCAGCCAUCUCGAACCAGACCGCGUGUAGAAUAUUCGCCUACCUGAACGCAUGCGGGGUCAAGACUCAUUUCGUUAGGCAGCACGAUGAGAAGAGUUUUGUAGCACGUCGCUGUGACAUGAUCCCAAUCGAAUGGGUGACCCGACGCUUGGCGACAGGGUCGUUCCUGAAAAGGAUGCCGGGUGUCAAGGAGGGCUAUCGUUUCAACCCUCCGAAGCUGGAGACUUUCUUCAAGGACGACGCAAACCACGAUCCGCAAUGGAGUACAGAGCAGCUGAUCGAGAAUAGACUUUCACUCGGCGGAAUCACGAUCGGACGCGACGAGGUCGAGAUCAUGCUGAAGAUGACUCGCACCGUUUUCGAAGUCCUCGAACGCGGAUGGCAAUCGUUGGACUGUUCCCUGAUCGACAUGAAAGUCGAGUUCGGAGUGGAUUCAACAACGAAAGAAAUCAUUCUGGCCGAUCUCAUUGAUUCUGACUCGUGGAGACUUUGGCCCAGGGGAGACAAGAGACUCAUGGUUGACAAGCAGGUUUACCGCAACCUCCAAGAAGUCACAGAUCAGGCCUUGGAAACGGUGAAACGGAACUUCCAAUGGGUUGCCGAGCAAAUGAAGAAAUUCCAGCCGAAGCCCGUGGCUCAGGUCGUCAUUCUCAUGGGAUCCGCCUCGGAUCUCGAGCACUGCAAGAAGAUUAAGGAAAAACUCUCCCAAUACCAAAUCCCGACCGAUAUGAGAAUUACUUCGGCGCACAAGAACACCGAUCAAGCGCUGAACAUCAUCGCCGAAUAUGAGGGAUUGGGCGUGCCGUUGGUGUUCAUCGCGGUGGCCGGUCGAUCCAAUGGCCUGGGACCUGUGACAAGCGGCAAUAUCAACGCUCCGGUAAUCAACUGUCCCCCGGUGUCGGCUGACUGGGGAGCCGAGGACAUCUGGAGUUCGAUGCGAGUCCCUUCUGGACUGGGCUGCACGACGGUGCUGUUCCCCGAGGCCGCGGCUCUGGCCGCCGCUCAGAUCCUGGGGCUGAAGGACCAUGUGAUUUGGUCGACCCUUCGCUGCGAACAAAUGAACACUUGGAUUGCAUUGAAAAAAUCCGAUAUGAAAAUUCGCAAAGAACAGGGUAUCAAGAACUGACUGUGAAUUCUUUUGGAGAAGAAUAAAAUAAAAGCAUAACCUGGUGAAUGACUCGAA
Galendromus occidentalis (western predatory mite) is the source of this 1386-nucleotide messenger RNA. It is a transcript of the gene Paics, whose product is annotated as PAICS bifunctional enzyme. Gene Ontology annotation, cellular component: cytosol. Gene Ontology annotation, molecular function: phosphoribosylaminoimidazolesuccinocarboxamide synthase activity. Gene Ontology annotation, biological process: 'de novo' IMP biosynthetic process. The transcript has 3 exons. NCBI's taxonomy places the organism in Eukaryota, Metazoa, Arthropoda, Arachnida, Mesostigmata, Phytoseiidae. Bases 49 to 1329 code for a protein of 426 amino acids. The record is from RefSeq and is a predicted model, not a curated record.